CAGAGGCGGUGACGUCACUGCUCUACAUCGGGACUGGGCUGAGCGGAGGCUGCAGGCAGUGAGAGGGACAGAUAGACAACGCGUCAGGUCGUAGUAGCCUGGAAAAAACACAUUAUAUCUGCUGUCAUGAAGUUCUGUUUGUAACUUCAUUGUUUGUUGCUAUAGUCAGGAGACAGACGGAGAGGAGUCGAGGACGUAUUUUUCUUUUUGAGAAACGGAAGGACCUAACUGUGUCUGAUUUCUAAAAAGGACUAGGAGAUAUCCACACACAGAGACCUGGGUUAGAGAGAGAUAUAAGGUCAGUUUUUUGAAAGGGAAGCUAUGUCGUCCGCGACGGUAGCUGCUUCAAGAAGGCAGUCGUGUUAUUUAUGUGACCUGCCCCGCAUGCCCUGGGCAAUGAUCUGGGAUUUUACCGAGUCCAUCUGCAGGGGAUGUGUCAACUACGAAGGAGCGGACCGGAUCGAGUUUGUGAUUGAGACAGCCCGGCAGCUGAAGCGGGCUCACGGUUUACAGGAGGGUAGAUCUCCAGGGCCCAGUAAACAGCAGCAGCUCUCUGGGAAAGAAAUCCAUGCUAAUCACCACGGGUUGGGAGGAGACCCCGGAUCCAGGCCACCUCAGCCCCUUGACCGCUACCCCCUCUCCACCUCGGACCGUCCUCCGCGGCUGGGGCCAGAGUACCAGUCUGGGAGACAGGCAAACGGAAUUCCUGUACCUAAUGGAUUUCCUAAACCGGACGAUCCACCCGAGCUCAACCGGCAGAGCCCAAACCCGCGCAGGAAUAACACGGUUCCUUCUAAUCUAGUGCCUUUGGUGAACGGGAACAUGUCCUCCUUGCACACCGUUAACGGCCGACCGGUGGGGCCGAUGGGGCACCCGGGGUCUGGUUUGAUGGCCGGUAGCCCCAACGGGCACGGCGGUAAGCGGCCAGCCUCGUUCUCCAGCAUCGAGCAGCACGAGAAGGAUAAGCACAGACCGGACAGCCUGACACCGGAGAUAGAGAACCACAAACAACGGACGGAUGACUGGAUGAACAAGGGGAAAACGGUCAGGGACUUGAUGGCUCUCCAUACCUUCGACAACCGGUUCAAGAAAGAUCCUGCCGCCAUGCAUCAGAGGGUGAUGGGCUAUGAGCAACAACAGAACGCCGCUGCUUCUAAAUCAGACAGGGGAAAACACCCGCGGAAUAUGAAGAGGAAAGCAUCGCCAGAACCGGAGGGAGAGAGAGAGGGAACCGCCUCCAAGCAUAACGGAGAGGACAGGCAGCGGUGGUUACCAGGUCCACCAUCUGACGGUGACGUACAUAAAAUGGCCCCGGGACCGCCACCAAACUUCUCCUCCGUCCCCCCCAAUACCAUAUCCCCCCACUCACGCACCACCCCACCGGAAGCUGGGCAGAACGGACAGUCUCCCAUGGCGGCGCUGAUCCUAGCGGCAGACAACGCCGGUGGUGGCGGGAACAGCUCGCCCAAAGACGGUAACCAGGUCCACUCCACCACGCGCCGCAACAGCAGCAGCCCGCUCUCGCCCUCCUCCGUCAACCAGAACCGGCGGCUCGCGCAGGGGAGGGAAGCUACUGGUGGUGGCGCGGACCAAGGGCACGGACUCCAAAGCAUUCCGGACUCGUCGGUGCCCGGGAGCACACCUCUCUGCUGCACGCUGUGUCGCGAGAGGUUAGAGGACACACACUUCGUUCAGUGUCCUUCGGUGCCCUCGCACAAGUUCUGCUUCCCGUGCUCCCGGGAGAGCAUCAAACAGCAAGGGGCCACCGGGGAGGUGUACUGUCCCAGCGGGGAGAAGUGCCCGUUGGUGGGCUCUAACGUACCGUGGGCUUUCAUGCAAGGAGAAAUCGCUACCAUCCUUGACGUGAAAGUAAAAAAGGAAAGGGAUCCUUGAUUUCCAUUUUCAAUUUUCAACAUUUCCAAUUUUUUGGGGGGGGAAGGGAUUGUUGGGGAAAAAAGUCAAAAUACAACUAUAUAAAUAUAAAAAUACUACAUACCAUCCAAGCAAACUAAAGGACUAUGUAGAUAUUGGACCCAAACUGAGUGGACUACUGUAUACUUCAGUAAAACAUGGCUGUAUAAUUUUUAGAUUUUUUUUGAAUACAUUGUGUUUCUAUAUUUUUGAAGAUAAAGGUAUGUAAUCAUAAUAAAAUUGGACUCUCUUGGUCCCUCUUUGUUGAUGUACUUCUAGGUGUACCUCUCAAAUGGCACCCUAUUCCCUAUGCAGUGCACUACUUUUAAAAGAGGGAAACCCAGAGGGCUCUGGUCAAAAGUAGUGCACUAUGUAGGGCAUAGGGUGCCAUUUGGGACAUGCCCUGUCUGAUAGCAUUUCCUUUUCAAAACGUAGAAUGUGACUGAUGAUGACUAGCCUCUCUCUAUAAGCACUUAGCACCCAACUGAAAUGAUUUUUUUUAGCUGUAAUGUGUAUGCACUUGUUUAAAAAAAUAAUUGCCAAAUACAAUUUGUGAUCUUGUAUGAAGAA
Molecule: messenger RNA, 2481 nt
Organism: Coregonus clupeaformis (lake whitefish)
Lineage: Eukaryota; Metazoa; Chordata; Actinopteri; Salmoniformes; Salmonidae
Product: interferon regulatory factor 2-binding protein 2-A
Exons: 2
Coding region: 322-1893 (523 amino acids)
Biological process (GO): regulation of transcription by RNA polymerase II
Cellular component (GO): nucleus
Molecular function (GO): transcription corepressor activity
Source: RefSeq, a predicted model, not a curated record